Messenger RNA from Dentiscutata erythropus, 280 nucleotides. The record is from the annotation of a GenBank genome assembly. Lineage: Eukaryota; Fungi; Glomeromycota; Glomeromycetes; Diversisporales; Gigasporaceae.
AUGGGGAAAAACAAACCUAACCGACAUCGUUUGACAAAAUUUAUAGAUGUUUUAAAAGAAAAGUCUAAUGAGUAUAAUCGGUUUGCUAUCUGUAUUGCAUGCAAAGAAGCAAGAGGUCAAGAUUAUGCUUAUUCAAAUAAAUUUGUCAAUACAAAAUGGCUAGUUAAGUCACAUUUGAAAAACUGUAUAUAUUUCAAAAAUGAAAAGGGAGAAGAUGAAGCUAAAAAAAUUUUAGAUGAUACAGAUAGUGAAAAAUUUAAAAAAAAGCGUCAAUGUGAAU